Molecule: messenger RNA, 2547 nt
Organism: Stylonychia lemnae
Lineage: Eukaryota; Ciliophora; Spirotrichea; Sporadotrichida; Oxytrichidae
Source: the annotation of a GenBank genome assembly
AUGAAAAUUGAAGAAGUUAAGUCAACAACUAAAACUCAAAGAAUUGCCUCACAUACUCACGUUAAAGGACUUGGACUCAAUGAGGAUGGUAGUGCUAUUGAAAUUUCUCACGGUCUCUGUGGAUAAGAAAAAGGUAGAGAGGCAUGUGGAAUUGUAGUAGAUAUGAUCAAGUCAAAGAAAAUGGCAGGCAAAGCCCUAUUGAUGGUAGGACCUCCAGGCACCGGUAAAACCGCUCUUGCUUUGGCAAUCGCUGCUGAGCUUGGACCAAAGGUUCCCUUCUGUCCAAUGGUUGGAUCUGAGGUUUAUAGUUCAGAAGUUAAAAAGACUGAGAUUCUGAUGGAGAAUUUCAGAAGAGCAAUCGGACUCAGAAUUAAAGAGACUAAGGAAGUUUGGGAGGGAGAAGUUACCGAGAUUUCCCCAGAGGAAGUUGAAGAUCCACAUGGAGGCUAUGGAAAGGUAGUAAGCUCAGUUAUAGUUAGCUUAAAAACUACAAAGGGUUAGAAAUAAUUAAAAUUAGAUCCAAGUAUUUACGAAAACAUCUAAAAGGAAAAAGUUGCAGUAGGUGAUGUUAUCUAUAUUGAAGCCACUAGUGGUGCUGUAAAGAGAGUUGGUAGAUCCGAUGCUUAUGCUACUGAGUAUGAUCUCGAGGCAGAAGAAUAUGUUCCGAUUCCAAAAGGUGAUGUCCACAAGAAAAAGGAAAUUGUUCAAGAUGUCACUUUACACGAUUUAGAUGUUGCAAAUGCCAGACCCUAAGGCGGGCAUGAUUUCCUAUCUUUGAUGAGUCAAAUUAACAGACCAAAGAAGACUGAGAUCACAGAGAAACUGAGACUUGAAAUCAACAAGGUCGUUAAUAAAUAUAUUGAUCAUGGCAUUGCUGAACUUGUUCCAGGUGUAUUAUUUAUUGAUGAGGUCCACAUGCUUGAUAUUGAGUGCUUUACUUAUCUUAACAGAGCUCUCGAAAGCAAUCUAGCUCCAAUCGUUAUUCUUGCAACUAACAGAGGUCAUUGCCAAAUCAGAGGUAUUGAGAUGAAAGCUCCACAUGGUAUUCCAGUCGAUCUCCUAGAUAGACUUCUGAUUAUUAGAACUCUUCCAUACUCUCUAAAUGAAAUAGUUCAAAUCUUAGCUAUUAGAUGUGCUACCGAAGGUAUUGAAAUCGAAGAAGACGCCUUAGCCCACUUAGCCUCAAUCGGUACUAGAACUUCUCUUAGAUUUGUUGUGUAACUCAUCACUCCAGCCUUUGUUUUAGCUGGUACCUUAGGAAAAACAAAGAUCACUCUUGAAGAAGUUAAUGAAAUUAGUACCUUGUUCUUUGAUGGUCUCCUAAAGAGAGAACACCUGGUCAUACCUAUGAAAUUUAUGUAUUAUUCUAAACUAUUCAUUAUAACUUAGAUGACUAAUAAAGGAGAGUCUUUAUUUUCCAUUCAUAAUGAAAGAACCUUACAUUCAUCUUCAAGGAAUGGAAGCAUAAUGUCUAAUUCGCAGAUUGCAAGAUCUCAAUAUAAACAAAAUUUUGAGCAGACCCCUAGAUUUAAGUAUCUACAAAUGCAAGAUAGAUUUAAAGGAACAUAGAAUAACUUAGGACCAGGAAGUUAUGAUAGCUAGACUUCUCUCGAAAAAUUAGAGAAAAAAUAGCCUUGCAGUGUUUUGAUGGUAAGUUUCUAUCUAAUAAAAUUAUUGCAGAAAAAGCUUUUCAACAACAAAUCCACAUAAAGGCGUUAUUAUUAUGUUGGAAGCUCUUUAGUUCUAGAACCAGAAUCACCUAAAAUUAUUUCUAAAAAAGUUUUUAUGGGUAAUCAUCUGGAUGAUCUAGAUUCAAAGAAUAAAGAAUUUAUGAGCAGAAGGAUUAAUAAUGUGAAUAGAAACAGUACUCUUUUAAACUAGAGAUUAACACUUGAUUAGACAAGAUAGUCAAAAGAGUUUAGAGCUUAAAACUUGAGUUAGCAAUCAAUAAACAAUGGAAGUAGUUCUUACUCGUAAACACAGCAUCCUACAUCUGCAACUACUUAUGGAAACUAAAUGACUAGAGGAUCUUCAAGAAAUAGGUUCCCUACAACAUCUAAUGCGAUUUCCAACACCUAUCAAAAUAGAAGUUAAAUAGACUAAUUUUCAGAUCAUCCUUUAGCAUCACUUCCUUAACUUAACAACACAAGUACAUCUUUUCGCAGUCUUAAUAAAACAUUUGACUAGCAUGAUGUCAAAGAUCAAAACUAAAGCUACUAUGUAUCUAGAUAGAAUAAUGAAAUACUAGAAUCAAUUAAAGAGAAAAAUAAACAAAAAGGUUAAUCAACACAAAAUAGAAAGACAAAAUCAAAAAGAGCAGCUGUCAAAAAUAUAAACUCAAAUAUAUAUAACGAUGAUGAAAGUCAAAUAGAGACUAUAACCAAAGUGGCAAAGAUUGGUGGGCAAAAGAAAAAGUACAAAAAGUUUCUUGAUAGGAACUAAUUAGUCACAAUAAAUGGCUACAAAGAUUUUAAUUCAUCUAUUGAUAUGGUCAAACAAAUUUAUACUCCUUAAUCCAACCUAACUAAUGUUAGACGGUAGUAUUGA